Messenger RNA from Schistocerca gregaria, 651 nucleotides. RefSeq lists its product as uncharacterized. The transcript is spliced from 3 exons. NCBI's taxonomy places the organism in Eukaryota, Metazoa, Arthropoda, Insecta, Orthoptera, Acrididae. Bases 1 to 651 code for a protein of 216 amino acids. The record is from RefSeq and is a predicted model, not a curated record.
AUGGUGGAGGAUUUCAGCGGCACGGCGGACCCGCUGGCGAACCUCCGGCGGGAGCGCGGCGAGCGCCGGCGCUACCUGGGAGCCAUGCUGGACGACGCCGACUUCCUGGAGGGCGUGCUGCGGCGAGCGCACAAGUGCCCGCUGAGGGCCAGCGACCAGAAGGUGGUGCAACUCGCCAAGGAGGGCCUGCAGCUGGCGCGCGAGGCGCACAAGACCCUCGAGGCCCGCAGAGUGGUUCCCGACCCAACCUACGUGGGGCAGAUCUUCACUGAGGAAAUGGUGGAGCGGCAGAAGCAUAGGCGGGUCACCGACGUGGGCCGUGCUGCCAAGAUCCUGGAGCGGCUGGCCGAGGCGAACGAGGCCGCAGACAUGCGCAUGGUACUGCGGCACUCGGAGCGCCUGUGGGAGUUCCUGGUGGGGCGACCGGCGCCACUGGUGGGCGCGCGCGAGCGAGUGCGGCAGCUGUGCGAGGCCAGCCGCAUCGUGGCGAACGCGCGCCUGCGCGGCCUGCGGCCUCCGGCCCAAGCCACCCCAGCCGCGCUAGAGGUCCGCGCCUGUCGCCUCAUGGGCGCUCCUCUUCCUCGCGACUACCAGCCGCCACCGCAAGCCGCGCGCCGCCCCAAGCCGCUGGAUCUCGUCGAUCACAAGUGA